AUGACUGCGCAAGAACAAAUGAAAAAGAUGUUAGAUGAGCUAAUGGGAACCCAAAGGGAUGGUAAGUAGUGAUAUGUAUACUGCGAAAGCUAUACGGAUGCCCACUACUUCUUGCCAUUGCAUGUGUUGAAGUCUUUCCACGCUAAUUGUAUAAAGCUUACUUGAAAUCAUUUUCUUACACCGGUUAUUUUAAUUUUGCAUAUUGACUAAACUAGAAAACUGGGUUGUGAUGUCGACGGUAGCUCAAUCAAGUGGAGUGAGUUUUUGUCUUACACAUGUUUCCUUGCUUGUCGAAUUUUACCUUAGUUAUUUUAUACAAAAGGACGUUCUAUUGCUUACGAAACUCGUAUAUAUUUUUUAAUGAGAACGCCUCGUUCAUUCGUAUUUGUAAUAAAACUGUAUGGUAUUCUAGAAAGAGAAUUUUUACAUGAAUUUACUGGAUGAUCUAAAGUUACUUUUCCUGAGAACGAACAAGACUAGCUAAUAUAUACAGCAUAACAGAAGUCCCUUGCUGUAGGUUCCUCAUUGGCUUAUAAAAAUUAAAAGUCACAUAAGCUUCAAUGAUUGUCAAAGAUUAUGCCUUUUUAACGAAAAAUUUGCAUAGAUAUUUCUUGUCUAAAAUAACCUUCUGGUUUAAAAGGUUUCAACCCAGUUUCAUUCUCAAUUUCUUUUGUCUCCUAGCUGUAGUUAUUCAUUAUCAUGAAUAAUUAGGGCUAGAAAACAGGGAAUAAAACUAGGUCGAAACUAUUUUAACCUGUAUUUUAUUUUGACCUACAAAAUACCACUUGCAUGAAAGGUGUUCUAAAGACAGCUGUUUAUGUGGCAAUUUAAUAAUAAAGUUUACGACCAAAAUACAAACAGGGCUAAAAAUUGGCAGUUGCAUGAUAGCUAAUGCUUGAUCCCUCAGUAUGUGACUACAGUACAAUUGAGUAGCACUUUUGUGAAGUUCAGAGGGAAGAAAAAAAAUAGCAAGCAGUUUCCUUGGACUCCCUUUUGUCUCCUUUUCUUCAGCUCCGGUUUAUAAUGAUUUUAGAUAAUGAAGUGAAAAAUUCUGAGCGAUUUUGAAGUGUAUUAACACUAGUUUAAUAUUUUUGUUGUCAGUUGAUUCUGAGUCACCCAGAAUAUUUUGUGCUCCUUUUUUGGUAAUUACCCUGCUUCAACAUCACUUUAAGAGACCACCGAAUUUUAGCCAGGGGCACUAAGAAUUGAAGAAAACUGGUCCAACUGGGAACCAAGGCCUUGUCCACUGGUAAUAUUAGAAAACAGAGGGUUUUUUCCUCCGUUUUCGAAAAAAUAUGAAUACGUACCUAGCACAUGAAAACACCAAAACAAUGGAUAUACAAUAGCAACCCUAACAAAACAUGUGUUUUGAUCUGUUAACAUGAAAACAAUAAGCAAGCAUUUAAAAAACUCCACUCCUUGGACCGUUUUUGAAAACUUGCACUUUUUGGUUUUCGAAAACACUGUUUACGUGUGGUACAGAUGGCUGAAUCUGAGAAAAAAUCUUCAUUUUCAAAAAUAUCUGGGUAUGUUAAUCAGGUUAAAUUUUUUAACAUAGGUUGAUUCUCAAUUUCUUUUGUCUCCUAGCCCUAACAAUUCAUAAAUUAGUGCAAGGAGACACAGGAAGUCUAGAAUCAACCAAGGUUAAAAAAUUUUAACCUGAAUUUAAUUUUGACCAGUAACAGAUACAUGUGGAUGGGGCCUUAGGUCUGUUCUUAACCCUUUAAGUCCCAAUAGUGACCAACAUCAAUUUUCUCCUAACAAUAUCCAUACAAUGUCAAGAGAUUAGGUUAUGAGAAUUAACAAAAUGAUCAUCUAAGAGACGACACUUUCACCUUUUAUCAAAUUCUCUCAACCCAUCCAUGAAGGAAAUGUAUAGAGAUCAGUUUGGAGAAUUUGUAUGUGGAUGUUGGGGCUUAAAAGGUUAAUUUUUAGCCCUGUGUAAACUAAACUGGAGCAGCUGUUUAGAAAUGUCCUUUACCUGACAUUCGCUUAUUCAUUCUUGACUCUGAUGUUGUUUCUUUAUACAUUUUUGAAACAAGAUUUUUCUCCUUUUAAUUGGUCUGCUUCCACCCUUGAAUAAUUAGGGACCUUACAAAAGGGUGACAACCGCAGCAACAAGAAUACCGAAAAAAUUGUAGGUUUAUUGGGCGAAACAAAAAUUUCUUUUCCUUUGCAACUGCAACAUAUGAUGACCAAAUUUUGUGUUCUAGAGAAUAUGAAGUAUGCGAGGACAAUAGAUUUCGGUGUAUCUAUGUGAACUCAGUUGCAGUUCCCUCCCUUUUGUUCUAAGGUAAUUUUGUUGUUGAAUUGUAAGGUCCCUAAUGAGCGCUUGGGGUAGUACACUGUAAAGCUAAGGAUAGUCUAUCCCAUCCCUUCAAUCAUGUUACAUUGGAUGAAUGUAAUGCUCCCUGGGUUCCAGUGAUAUAAACCCCACUGUCCUGUUGGCCAUAUUUAACAAACACAUUAUUAUUGCUAUAGCAGGUCUAAGUAACUUGUAAUAGUUAUAUUUAUGUGUACAAGACGAUUGUUUAGUACACAUAAUGAUUGUGAUUAGGGAUAAGAUAUUGUUCCCCAGCAUUAAUACUAGAUGUUGAAUGCUUUCUCAAACAAGGCUCACUGAUAGUCAUGUACAUGUAGUGUGAGCAAGUUCAUUGGAUGCGUAAGUAGGGCGACGUAAGUAGGGCCAACAAAUUUCAAUUUUUAUUUUGUUAUGGUGGAGGGGAAGAACAUACUGUACUUACAACUGAGGCACAAUCAAUGCACUUUCAUUCUUAGAUAUUUAAAAAUACAACUUAAUGUCUUAUCUCAAGAAGUGAUUGAACUACUUUCAAGACAUAGAUAUUAUUGCUGAAUUAGAGGACAUUUCAGGGAACAGAAAUUGGAAUGAUCAAAGUUCUUCAUAUGUGCAUUGCAAAAGGGAAUAUCAAAUUUAAAUGGGAUUGUAACUUUGAAAAUAAGUAUCAAAUCCAUUCCAUUUAGUUGAAUAAAUUUCCAUGAACAGCAAAGAGAAAUGAUUAUGCAAAACAGGUGGCUGAUGAUUAAGAGAGGGCCACAGUUUGCGUUAGCUAAUUUCCUUCAAAACUGAAUAACACCAAACACUUUAACUACUCAGUCCUUCACUGUCAGCAAUACGUUUUAUUUAGAAAUGGUGGUUUACAUGCAUUAUCUGGUACAAAAUGAGGUGUGUACUUUUGUCUUUUUGAAAGGCUAAACACUGCAUUGUCAACCUAACUGUGUACUGUGGACACUCAGUUACAAUGAGUAUGAUAUGCUGAAAAUUACAAUCUAUUUGGAGAUGCUUUUAUGGGUAUUGUCUUAAGUCACAAGCAUCAUUAUAGAGCAUGAAAUAGAAUGCACAAAACAGAUAUUUUGGUAAACUACUAUACAGUACUUACUCGUGGCAAUACAACAGAAUGUUAGAUGUGGUACAAUGUGUAACGAUAGGGUGUACUAAACAAAACCAUCACAGACUUGAAGACAGACAGUUUACACAAAGCAGCCUCAUGAUUAGAUUUAUGUAAGUGACUUGAUGUACAACACAGGUUUUAAGCAGAACAAGACAAGAAUUCUGUAGAACACAAAAUAGUCAUGACAUGUACGGCUUUGUCACCAAACUGAUCAUGAUUAUUGAGGUGAAUUUUAUCUCUCGGGUCAAUUAAAUGUGUCCUGUUUAGUUCUUUAAGCCAUAAAUCUUUCUCAGACAUAAUUUUGUUUAGCUUUUGAUUUUUUUUGUUCGUCAUCUUCCUUAUUCCUUUAGGUGCAAGGCCAGGAGAUGAAAUCAAGUUUUUUGAUGACCGUGUCUGUAAGAGCUACCUUAUGGGACUCUGCCCGCAUGAACUUUUCAACAACACAGUGAGCAGUUUUUAUUCUUUUUUUUUCAUGUUCUCAAGUAACUUAAUAUCUUAGGUCUUGCUCACACAAGUCUGUUUGAAUUUGAAAAUGUACCUUUUGUGGUCCAAUAUUAUCCUUGGUUUAACUUUUAUUUCCUUUUAUUUUUAACUUAUUAUCAAACUUUACUAUAACCCAAAACAAAGGGAAAUAAAAAUUAAACCAAGGAUAAAAUUUAUCCACAAUAAAUCCCACCUUUUUUCGCUUACAAGAGUGGUUUUGUCUUGUCUCCAAUCUGAUUAAGUUUAUAAAUGAAUAAUAUGAUAUACAAUGCUUCAGACAGUGUGCGAGUUCGGGACUGCACAAUUCAACCAAAACCAUAACAAUAGUUCUGCAUUAUACUCAGUGAUGCGGCUAUACACAAUUUAGUUUCUAGAAAUACAUGUUUUACUCUUCAUAGCCACAAUUUUUAGAACCUUUUAAGUGCUUUUCAGAUCAUUCUCUUUUUAAAAACAACACUGUUUUUGCUUUCUUUAGUCAGAUUUGAUGAACAGUCACGAAAAGCUACUACAAGGCCUUCUUUGUAGCUUUGCGCUGUCUUGGCACUAGUUAUUUGUGAGAUAGAUUAGAUAUAUACCUGAUGACAGGGAUUUUCAACAAUUUCUCUUCCAGUGGUGCCAAAAGUCAAAAUUCCAAAAGAUAGUUCUUAUUUUAAUAAUUUGAAAACAUAAGCUAUUGAAAAUUUAUAUGUCGGGUCAUUUAUGGGAAUCCCUCCUCCCUGGGCAGUGGUAUAAGUGAGCACUGCAAAUCAGUGCAAGACACUGAUCUCAAGUUGGCAGUGUAAAACAUGUUAAGGGAACAGAUCACUCUAAUGACUGCAGAUCUGCAAAUAAUAGUCAGUCAUCAGACAAGUAAAAUUGGCCCUUGUCUGACAAAAUCUCAACUGUCAUUGGACAUGAUGUGUAUGUUGUAGUUAAUUUUUUUUAUCUCAGGUGGCUUUAAUUUUUCCUUUGCUUCAACUUCACUAGCAUACAUUAUCAUACCCAAAUUCAAAAGAAAAACAAAAAUUACCCGAGAUAAAAAAAUAACUGCAGCAUGUCCAGACAAAGUUAAUGCGUAAGACUAUCAUUUUGCAGACGAUCAAAAUCUAUCUUGACUGCAUGUAAAUUGUCCUGUCAAUGAAAUAACACUGUUGCAGUGAACAUAUGGUGGUAGUCAGGCUACCUGUGAAUCCAUCCUGUUAAUCAUUAAAGACACAUAAUGUGUACGUGGUGGAGAUUGACCACCAUUAAUUUGUUCUGUCCAACCCAUGUGGUGUUUUAACCAGACAUAAGUCAUGCUGUACAGUGAUGACAUCUGGCAGAUAAACUAUCACCUGUCCUUUUCUAGAGUUUAUUACUGCACUGUCAUUCCUUCAACAUUUUGGUCUCCUCCUGCUUUCCAUAGAUUUCAUUGUGACCAUAAUUUUUCUAAUUAACAUUAUUUUGUCAUGAAAGAUAUGCCAUGAGGAAAUGAAGGGAGAAAAGUUGCUAUUUUUUCCUUAUUUACAUUUGACUUACACUUUGCUUGUCUGUCACACAAUUUACAGUGUGAUUUAGCACCCUACCUUUUAUCUGUACAGUUACUACUUAUUUUACAAAUUAGGUGUUCAGCCUUUACAGAGAAUAUAAACAGUUUUGUGUUUGUGUCCUGUCUAUCCCUGAUUAAGUCUUGUUGUGUCCCUUUCAUGCUAUCCAUUGAUGAACAGUGGAUCUUCAAAGCUGUAAGUUAAAACUGUUCAUUAAGCCAUUUUUUUCCAAGUAAAUUUUCUUAAUUCCAUCAUAACCUGAUUACCCUGCAACUUGCCAUUUGCCGUAUUUCUUGUUGUAUGUUUCUCCUAGAAAAUGGACCUUGGUCCUUGUAACAAGAUUCAUGAAGCAGCUCUCAAAGCUGACUUUGAACUUGCAUCCAAGAGGAGGGACUAUGGUUAUGAUGUAGAUGUAAGUAGGGUACAUGUAAAAGCUAAGGCUGAAGUGCUGGAAGUAAGAUUGGUCAUAUUGGACAUUGUCUGACCUAUACUAUUGUGUGCAGAUAAUUUUGUACCUCAGUGUUUUGCAAACUAGCGUCAGUGAUAAUUUAUGAGAAUAUUUUUAUCAGAAUUAUGCCUAAAAACCUUUCUGCAUAAGGUGUGAAGGCAUAGUCUAUGUGAAGCUCCUUAAAACUGGCUGAAUUACAGUACAAGCAACUUAAGCUGCAAAAAAUGCCUUAUUAUAAAUAAUUAUUAUUUUUAUCCCACUGAAAAAUAAUUUAUUUCCCUGCAAUAUUCCAUGGCACUGCAUAUAUACAGUCAAACAGACCCUGCUGUCUGCAUGGUGGCAGAUUGCAAUAUUUCAAAGAAAAAAUGAAAUUAAGGAGGCUUUCCAUUAUCAGAACUGACUGGCCAGACCAUUCCCAUCGCAAUGGGAAUUUCACUUUUAAUAAAAACUAUCCAGCCAGAUCAGUCAGAUCCUAAAUAGUAUGCAUGAAGGAGAUGGCUUUUCAGCAAAAACUCUUGGAAAAAGCUUCUUGCUUUGUCAAAAUGACUGGUCCAACCAUGGUCUGGCCAGCCAGUUCUGACUUUUGGAAAGCGCCCUAAAAGGUCUGACCAAUAGUGGAAUAAAUGCCCUUGAAUAGCCAUACUUUAUUACUUAGGCUCCAUGAGAUACAGGUACAUAUAGCCCCAAAAAUAUGUAAAGAGUUGUGUCGUGAAAUUUAUUAAAAUUCAAACUGUGGGAACUGGCACCAAACUGAAUGAAACAUAAAAAUAACCACUAAAAACGUUGAAAGAAGGGACCACACAAAAGGAGGCACAGAUGGACAAAUUUGAAAAAGAUUGAAAUGGAUUUUAAUAUUGUGGUUUUUGAAUACUUGCUAGCCUAACAGUUUUUCAAAGUUCUUUUUUGUUGUUUGUAAUGUUUGAUAUGCUGUUUGGAAGGUGUAUUUAUUUGACACAAAGCUGUGAUCUUGUCAUUCACAAGUUAUAUCUCAAUUUUCAUAGCAAAAGAGGACAUGCAAUUCGCAUUAUAAACCAAAUGAACUCGUCAUCUAUGGCACAGCCCCUUUAAUACAGAGGCUGGACUAGGUUUUUGAGAGACAAAUUACAGGCUAAUCGGUAGUUGUUUUAUCUCCUAAAUUAACCAGCAAAUGGAACAUCUUGAGUCUUUUAUUAAGGACUGUGAUAGGAAGAUUCAGAUUGCCAAAAAAAGGCUUGAAGAAACACAAGAUGAUCAUCAGCAUGUCCCUGAGGUAUGUGUGAGCUUUAUGGUAUUGAAUUACAGGGUGAAAAACUGUUUGUCAGUCCUUUCUUCAUUCUCCCAGUCUAAACAUUCAUGGGUUUUACAAUGCAUGUUGCUUAGAUGCCAUUUCCUUGUAAAUUUACUGUCUUAUUUUUCUUCAUGAUAGCAAACCGGGGUGAAUACAAUCAGGCAAUAACAUUUAGCAAGGAUUCAGUUAUUGGUGGCUUUCCAGUUUGCUCGUGUCCUGAGCUUAUUUUUUUAAUUCGUUGAAGUUGAUGCUCCUGAAUAAGUGCCACACCAAAACAUUGAAAAAUCUAAUAAGUGCCACAACUCUCAGACUGAUCUGUAGUGUUGAAUGCUACUGAAAGGUUUUGUCUUUCAGUCAGUGAAAACUGAAAAAAACUGUAGGAAUGAUUGCAAAAACUACUCAGGUUAAAAUUCAUUGGCUAACAUUAUUUUAAUAAUGCCAUUUUUUUUUCAUUAGGCCCAAGCAGUUCAUGACUUGGCAGAACAAAUAGGAAAAAAGCUUGCAGAAGCUGAAGCUGUUGGUUUGUACCUUUACACAGUGAUUAAAAUUUAAACUUGAAAGCAGUGCACAAUCCUCUAGGAUGAUCAGAAAGCAUAUUUAUCACCCCGUCUGUAAACCCACUCCCCCAUACCUCAAAUUUUUAAAACACAUUGUGCCCUGGCCAGCAUAAACCUUUUUAUUACAAUGGACUUCCUCGCUUGGCUUUAAGGCUGCCAGCCAAGUACAGUGUCUUCUUGUGAAAAGCCAAUAAACGUCUUUAAGAGUCAUGAGGGUAAAAGCGUGUGUUGAAGCUGUUGUGUACACAUUGUACAGGUGCUGAGGGCAAAGUAGAGGAAUCAAUGGAGCUCAUGAAGGAGGUGGAAGACUUGAAAUCAAAGAAACGAAUAGCUGAGGUAGAACUUAUAUAUAUUUAUGUUUUUUUAAGUGGUACCAAUGACUUGCCCCUAGUUGCUAUGGAACUCAACACUAGUGAAGAAAUAACUUGUAAUUAAUGAAAUCAAAGCUCUGACAAUCACUUGUGUUUCUCAAGCCCAGUAUUUAAAAUACAAAAACAGAGGUGAACUUUGAAAAACUGUUAGCCUAUCUAGUUUCCAAAAACGUCGAUUGCAAUCUGCUUUAAUCUUCUUCAAUUUUUUUCCAUCCUUCCUUGACCUUCCUUUGUAUUUUCUUUGUUAUUUUCAAUGUUUUAAGGUCUUAUUUUUAUAUUUCUUGCAAUUUGGUGUCCACUUUCUACUGCCUGAAUGUAGUUUAAUGUCGUUUCACAGUUCCUUUUAAAGUCAGCUUUAUAUCAAGUUCAUGAUUUUGUUAAGCUUCUGCUGCUUUGCUUUGUACCAUGUACAGCUCAUGGCAGAAAAAAAAGAAAGAAGGAACGAAACAAGAGUUUAGUUGUUUUGCAUAACAGAUAGUAUACAAAGAAAUAAAUACAUGUACUGACAGCAGAUGAAAUGGUAAUACCUUGCGUCGUUUGACACAGUGUAUAUUGCAUUAGUUGAGGCUUCGUGUAGUUUAGGCCAUAGUUGUUGAUUUCCAAUGUAUAUCUGGGUCAGGUGUUGAAAACACGCUGGCCAAAAUACCUCUGUUCCUUUUUCCUCUCUAGGAUAUUUAUCGAGAGAGCGUACCAUCAUCGUCUCUACAGCAACAAAAGUUGAGGGUCUGUGAAGUGUGUGCUGCUUAUCUUAGCUUGUAUGACAAUGAUCGCAGGUUUGUAUGAAUGGUCAUUGAAACAGCCCUUUAGUUCUGGUUGGUAAGGUUAGAAAAGGUUUCAACAGUUUUCCUUUUUGCUACUUAACCAGGAGGACCGGUUUGCAUAAGCCCCUGCAGAAGUAGUGCAUGUGCCAGUAGAUUUAGCAACAGUCUUUGAAAUUGGUAUCAUGUUAAUUAAAACCCCAGCAAGUAUACCAUUUCAGUUGUAUCUUUGUUGCCAGGGGAUAUUCCAAUACCACUUCAUUAUUCCGCCCCCGAGAGGGACUGGGAAAACGCCGUACAGGUACUAGGCAAGGAUUAUACUAUAGCUCUUGAUGGUAUGUGGUUUGUACCGUGAUGGAGAUAAUUUGUAUUCAGAGAUACCAUCGCCUCUGCGCGCAUAGCAUGCCUUUAUGUAAAGUUCGCGUAAUGGUCUUCCCUUAUGUCUCUUAUCUGUAGAUCUCAUCAAUUGCGACUUCAGCAAAAUAACUUUCAAUAUUUUCUAUUUCUUGUUUCCAGGUUAGCUGAUCACUUCGGUGGAAAACUUCACAUGGGAUUCAUCAAGAUUCGCGACAGACUGAAAGAACUACAGGUACUUCCGGUGGUUUCCAGGGCGAGAAGUCUAGUGAAUCAUACUGGUUUGCGUUUGUUGACCAUCUGUUUUCUACACACAUAGUGUUGAAGAACAUCUGAAGCUAUACCAACAAAUCAAAAUUAAUGUAAUGGGCUUUAUUGAUAUUUACAUACCACCAUACCAGUUCGUAGUACUAGUUAGUGUCCUCAAAAGCGAGAUUCCGAAAUAGAAGCGCACAUUUCCAUUCACCAUUUUCACUAAGACCUUAAGUUUACUUGUUUGCCCUCCCCUCUCCCCCCCCCCCCCCCCCCCCCCCAACAAAAAAAUUAUCGUGGAGGGUGUUUUAUAUUUUCAAACCACCCACACACUGCCUUGUACUAAUUUUUCGCCCCCCAAACGGGAAUUCUCCAAAAGAGACCCCCUUUUCCUUUUCCCCUUUUCCCCAAACCCCUAAAUUUUUUUUUUUUCCCCCCCCCCCCCCCCCCCCCCCCCCCAGAAAAGAAAAGUUUGUAAAACUAAAACUUUUGUCAUCGAUUCCUUUUGGGACGACUGUAAUUUUUUUUUUUUUUUUUUUGAAGGGGAGGGGGGAAUAAACAAGGUGCAUUAUGGUCUCGGUGAAAAGGGUACCUUAGGAAAAAAAUGCUAUGUAUAAGAGGGUUAACGUGCAUCAUUUGUGAGAUAGUCAUAAAUGUAUAAUGGCCUGAAGCAAUUGAAAUAUAUUUUACAUUUCUUUUUUUUUGUAUGUGACUCCGGAAAAGGGAGAGUCCUUCACAGCGAGAGUUAAUUUCGGUCAUAAGUCUGUCAUUUAUUUUUGGCUGAGAUUUAGCCAUCGUUCGUAUCACUAUCAGGGUUGUCCGCAUGACCAAAGUUGACUUACACCUCAUUAAAAUACUCCUGAAAAGUAACCCUCUGUUGCGGUUCAUCCGUUAUGGGAAUAGUUUAUGAAAUUUUCUUUCAUCGCGAAGGCGUAAUGCAUGUGGUUUUCCUUUCGCUGUCUCUAGGAGGGGGUAGCUAAAAAACGCUCCGAGAGAGAAAUGGAGCGCAUGCGCAGACGGGAGGAACGAGAACGUGAGCGGGCACAAGAAAAAAUGGAACGGGAAAAAAGGAUGAGAGAAAGAGAGCGCGAAAGAGAAAAAGAACGGUUGGUAUCGGGUGUUCCUUAUGAAUCUUGGAUAAAUACUUUUACAAUUAGGAAACUUGUAACUAAAGGUAACUUCUGAGUUAAAGAUUACUUUGAAGGUGAUGUUACACGCAACGAUUCACAACGACGAUUUUUAGCGCAACACAGCGUUGCAAUGUUGGAACAGUGUUGUAACUAUUCGAAACAAUGUCGCAACAAUGUUGCAACGCUGUGUUGCGCAAAAGAUCGUCGUUGCGAAUUAUACUGCUUGCAGUCCGCCUUUUCUCUCAAAAUCCGUCUAGUUCUUGAUCUCAUCCAGCGCGAUUGACCACCACGAGCGGCUUUGCGUGUAGUAACUUUGCAAAGAAAAACAAGAGACUGCUCGCAGUCUAUUGCGUAUCGUCUCGUGUAACAUCCCCCUAAGAUUUAGUGAUCGUUCGAGAGGCUACAUUGAGCUCUCGAAAGACUAUUGGAUGUGAUGUCCAAGAACCUUGUAGGGGGUUUUUAACGAGUCUUGUCUGCUGUGUUGUGUAAAUCGUCUUCCUGGCGCCUGGAUAUCAACUGAAAAACUUCUCGUGUUUGAUAUACGGUCGAACCUCUCCUAAGCGACCACCCAAAAUGCGAGUGGUCGCUAACGAGAAUUGAUCCACAAGGGGUGUUCUUCCUAGAAGAGGUUUGAACACUUCUACAUUUUUGAAGAGAUUCAUUGAAUGCAAUUUCUUAGUUACAAUAUGUGUAGUUUCGUGUGGUCACUAAACGUUCUUCGCAUACUUCCGGAAGUACAUUCAGCGAACAUGGGGAUAAACCAUGCGCAAGGCGGCCGCUUAAACGAGGGCAAAAAGAAUGGAAAAUUCUAAAACUGUCAUCCAAAAAAGUCUUUGCGGUCUCUUAUGAGCCGCUCCAACUGUAGUGAAUUGACUGGGAAAAUUUUGGUGUUUUGGAUAGGUGGUCGCUUACGGGAGUGUUUCCUUAUUGAGGCUCGAUUGUAUCACUUUGCACAUUAUUUAAUUCCCUCUUUUGUUCAAUACUUGAUCUUUUGAUUUAAAAAAAAAAAAAAAAAAAAAAUUAAAUUUUUUUUUUUUUUUUAUGGAAUUUUAAGGGAAAAAGAAAAAAGUUGUAAAUAAACUGGUUAAAAAUACCAAAUGGUGGGAGGGAAAACAAGGGGUUUUUUUGCAAGGGGACCCGGGGUUUUGGAUCUGGGGGCACCGGGAAAAAAUCCAAGUGACGGCCAGGGCGGCCCCUUCCAACGCUGCCUCGCUGAGCUAUAAAAGGUCAAACAAGGGAAAAGUGGUGACAGUAACUUUGAUUUCAUAUUUUGGCCUUUUUGUUUGACACGAAGUGCUUCUUUUUUCCUUUUUGAGGUCCGAUUGUUUUACUUUUACCUUUAUUUUAUUCCCUCUUUUUUUAAAUACUUGAUUUUUUGAUUUAAAAAAAAAAAAAAAAAAAAACUUAAAUUAUCCUCUCUCCUUAUGGGACUUUUCAGGGAUAAUGAAACAAGUGUGACAUAACAUGGUUAAAAAUACCAACUGGUAGGAGGCAAACCAGUUGGUUAUUUUACAAGCGUGACCGAGGAUUUGAACUCGGGACUACCGUGAACAAAUCCAGUUAGCGGUCAGGGCGUGACUUGAACUCGGGGCCUCCGGAUUACAAGUCCAGCGCUCUAACCACUCGGCCACGCUGCCUCGCUGAGCUAUAAAAGGUCAAACAAGGGAAAAGUGGUGACAGUAACUUUGAUUUCAUAUUUUGGCCUUUUUGUUUGACACGAAGUGCUUCUUUUUUCCUUUUCUAAGCAGAAGUCGCCGUCGCCGCAGCAGAAGCCGAAGUAGAGAGAGGAGAAGAAGAAGAAGGUGAGACUUGUAAGAUAUUUGUGUUGUGUACAAAUCCUGAGUGCUAAGCACGGUGCUUUUGUUCAAAUUGCGACUGGCUACAAGCGUGGUAAGCAAAUGUAUUGAUAUUCUAUGGAGCAGCUUGUUUACCUUCAUACUAUUAAUAGGGAGCUUUAGCAACGACGACGACAACGGCAGCGAGGACGUAAAAAACGCGAUAGGUUUACGUUAGCAAAACAACAACUCUGUACGUGCAGAACACUUUUUUGUACACUUCUGUGCCGUCACUUUACGACUAUAACGUGAAAUCCCUCCAGCGACGUUUCACGGAGGACGUAAACACAACACGAGUGACGACGAUUUUUUCUUUUCCCCUCUAAACGUGGGUUCGGUCCCCAAAGAUUCAAUUCCAGGGAAACUAACUUGGUUUUGACAUUCAAAGCGAGUUGAAAUAAUCCCGAAUAAUGUGCAAAAAGCGCGAAAACGUUUUAAUAGUCAUGUUUUCGCUACCGUCGCUGUCGUCGUUGGUAAAGCUCCCUAUUAAUAUGCAAUUACAGAAUGUUGCAUCACGUGAACAAUUAAAUUUUACCUAGAGGGAAAAAAUGGUCAAAUCACAAGAGGAUAGGGUUUUAUAAGCCAACAGAAUUACAAUAACCUAGAUGAAAAGGAAGCGAAGUUUAUUGCUUGGCGGAGGCAACAAACAAAGCUACUUCCCUAUUAUGAUUUGAUAGAACAUUAGGUAACGGACAAGGAGUUACAGAGCUAUAAGACCUUAAAGUGCCUCAUGGCUGGUAUUAAAGUCUAUGUUAUCAACCCUUUCGGCCCGCGCGUGAGAACGCCUAGGGCGUGCGAGCUCGCGCGUUCGAUUUUGCCUUUUUCUCCUUCCCCCUUCUUUUAUGAACGACUGCCACGCGUGCUUUUGAUAUCUCGUAGUUCUUGAACAGUAUUACCCCAUGUUUGGAGAAGAACUGACAGUGUUAAUUUGAUUGAAAAUGAUUUUCAGGAGUCGGUCGAGGUCAAGGUCCCGUUCCAGAUCGCGAUCAGGUUCUAAGUCUCGUACGAAGAGCAACAGGACGUCUUCCCGCCGCUCUAGAUCCCGGUCCCGCUCUGCCUCCCCGAAAAAACGCAGUAAAUCACCGCGACGGUCUCCGUCAAGAUCGCGCUCAAGAUCUAGAAGCUAG
Molecule: messenger RNA, 13497 nt
Organism: Porites evermanni
Lineage: Eukaryota; Metazoa; Cnidaria; Anthozoa; Scleractinia; Poritidae
Source: the annotation of a GenBank genome assembly